UUGUGCUUAACCCUUGCCAAGGCAGUUUAGUCCCAGCUUUAUCAAUCUUUGCCAUUGUUAAUCUUAUCGGUGACCAGCAGUGUUUAACGAAAUCUUUCCAACUCUGACAUUUAGUUCUGAUACAAAGCACAGUCUGGAAUAAACAGGCAAAAAGUAACCAUGAGCAUCAAGGCUGAACUGAGAAGUAAUGGAGUGGUGAACAUCGCGUACGUUCCUCACACGACAGAGGAUGCGGGCGACCUCCCAAAAUGGUAUGAUGAAGUCUUCUCCCAUCUCACGGACGACGCACAAUCCUCUCAGCAAGAACAGGUCAAGGACGACUCAUCACGACCCCCAAGGAAGGAAAGUCGAGAGGGACAGCAGGAGGGAGAUGUGCCUGAUGGUGGUUGGGGUUGGGUGGUGGCAGUGGGUGCUGCCCUCAUAAUGAUGCUGAUCAACGUCGUUGGUCCUUGUUUCAGCAUAAUUUUCGCACCCUUUCUCCUUGACAUCGGGACAUCAUCGACGACUAUAGGCUGGAUCUUCAACCUAUUUCAGUUCAUAUACAACUUCUCCGGGCCUUUGUUGGGUCCGUUGCUAGCAGAAUUCUCUUGGAGGUCGGUGGCGCUACCAAGCGGGCUGCUGGCCGCUGCCUCGCUCGCGCUGUCGGCCUUCGCUGGCUCUGCUGAGUUCCUGAUUUUCUCUUACUCCAUCGUGGGAGGAUUAAGCUGCGGCCUUUUGAAUAACCUGUGUUACCUAAUCGUCCCACACUAUUUCUGCAAGCGUCGAGGCAUAGCAAAUGCCAUCCUGGUGACAGGGGUGUCAUGUGGUCCGAUCUUUGGCCCGCUCCUUGUUAGGUAUCUCCAAGAAAGCUUAGGGUUCAAAGGGGCAACGCUAAUCACUGGUGCGGUCGUGUUCAAUGCCUGCGUCGGCGCUUCGGUCUUCCGCCCUAUACACAAAGACUCCGGUGACUCCAAAAAAAGCAAAAAGCUAUGCGGCUUGAUACUAAGAGUGAUCUGUAGCACCGUCACAAACGUGAGAGUUCUGAAAUCACCCCGAGCUGUCAUCAUUGCUGUCAGCGGAGCUCUUACUCUCAACAGCUGGCUGAAUUUUUUAACACUAGUGCCCUUUGCUGUCCAAGCGGCAGGUUAUUCUUUCCAAGAGGCAGCCUGGUGCGUGACGGCGUCCGCUGUGUGUAUUCUGAUUGCAAGUCUAGGAAUCUCUCUGCUAUCUGACUUUAAAUUUUUCAACAUGAGAAUUAGUUGCAUGGUCAGCACUGCCAUCAUCGCCGCCUCAAUACUAGCUUUCAGUUUCAUAGAUGAUAUCACAUUGCUGAUCGUUGUGAUGGGUGUGUGGGGCUUGGGCGUCGGAGGCUACAUGGGGACCUACAACCUGGUGAUCGUGAAGUACAUGGGCAUUGAGAAACUGAUUCCUACGUUCGGAGUUACGCUGAUGCUUGUAGGCCUUUGCUUCAUCACCAUUGGACCGUCGAUAGGCCUGAUUCGGGACAUGAGCCAGAGCUAUGCCGUUAGUAUGUACGUGCUCUCGGGAAUGGCCUUCGUGUGUUCAGUCCUGUGGAACUUCAUGCCAGCGGCCGUGCGGUACGAUCAGCGCAAGGAGAACGAGCGAAAUGGUGGGGAAUGAAAGCAGUACAUGUGAUGAGAGUGACUGAUACUGGAACUCCAUGCUCAGCGUCGCCACACAACUAUGAAUGCGUCGGGAUUUUGUUCCUGUACAUUUGACAAACAGUUUAUAUCAAAUGUAUCAAACCUCAUUCUCAUGAUUGUUUUUAUGAUCAUGAAGGUCGUAUUUAAAACAGAUGAUUAAGGUAUUAAUUAAUGUAUAUGAAUGAGGGUAAAUAAAAGAAAGAAAGAAAUGACACG
This is a messenger RNA of Penaeus vannamei (Pacific white shrimp), 1859 nucleotides long. RefSeq names its product monocarboxylate transporter 12-B. Lineage: Eukaryota; Metazoa; Arthropoda; Malacostraca; Decapoda; Penaeidae. The record is from RefSeq and is a predicted model, not a curated record. Gene Ontology annotation, cellular component: membrane. Gene Ontology annotation, molecular function: monocarboxylic acid transmembrane transporter activity. Gene Ontology annotation, biological process: transmembrane transport.